GUUCUAAGUGAAAUCGUGUCGUGAUUUAUUCAUAGCUAAUCAAAACGUAAUCGAAUUGGGGAUGCAUAAAUUUUCCUUAUUGGUUGUCAUAUUGUUAAUGCUAUGUAAAACUUCAUCGGAGAUCGAGCUGCCCGAUGAUAUCAAGAAAUGUCACUUUGGGGACUCCCAAUGCGUUAUCCAUACCAUGAACGAUUUGAUUAGACGCUAUCCGAAUGGAAUUCGGAUUGGUUUGCCUCCGUUGAAUGUGACACAGCUGGAGGAUAUCUCGAUUUUGAAUCGGCCCAAUGGUGCUGCAGUUUGGUUAUCAUUUUACUUAAAAAACUUAACUAAUAAGGGCUUCAACAACGCAACCAUAACCCAUGUCCAGGGCUUCAAUAAGGAUCCCAGCCAUAGCAGUAUGAUAAUCAAGGCGUAUAUACCAAGGCUCAUCCAUGAUGGCACAUAUAAUAUGCAGUCUCGUAUUUUGCUAUUUGUGGCAAAUGCAACGGGAAGUUUCCGCUCUGAAUUUCUCAAUUUUCGCUUGGAAAUAUGGAUAAAAGCUAUACAGGAAUUUCGCAGCAACAAGCGAUACUUGCGCAUCUAUGAACUGAGGCCCAAAGUCGACCUGCAGCGAUGGAUAAUUUCUCUGGACUCAUUAUAUAUUGAAAAUACGGAUAUGACAAUUAUAAUGAAUAAUAUUAUCAAUGAAAAUUGGCUUGAGUUUUGGCAGGAGCUUGAGCCAAGUAUGCUCAAAACCUUUGAACUAUGCAUUACGUCAAUACUGAAAAAGGUCUUCGAUAAUGUCGCCUACGACGAUUUGUUUCUGCCAGACGAAUAUUAAUUGCAUAAUGCAAUAUAUGUACUAUGUAUAUAUGAGAAAGAGAGUAUAUUGGUUUGUUGCUUUACUUGAAUUUGUUAGCUUAAUGAAAUGAGUUUCUUCUUUCUUGUAUGAUGGGUUGUGUUUGAAA
Drosophila navojoa is the source of this 947-nucleotide messenger RNA. Its product is annotated as protein takeout. Lineage: Eukaryota; Metazoa; Arthropoda; Insecta; Diptera; Drosophilidae. The record is from RefSeq and is a predicted model, not a curated record. Gene Ontology annotation, biological process: multicellular organismal reproductive process.